This is a messenger RNA of Colletotrichum truncatum, 1098 nucleotides long. RefSeq lists its product as uncharacterized. Lineage: Eukaryota; Fungi; Ascomycota; Sordariomycetes; Glomerellales; Glomerellaceae. The record is from RefSeq and is a predicted model, not a curated record. Gene Ontology annotation, biological process: regulation of DNA-templated transcription. Gene Ontology annotation, molecular function: zinc ion binding; DNA-binding transcription factor activity, RNA polymerase II-specific.
AUGGGAAGCGGUCUACCCACCCCUCCAUUGGAGGAACAGAAGUCCAGAAAGAGCUCGUCGAGCUCCAAGUCAAUCAAGCCCAACCGCCACACCGCGAAACGCGCCAGCCCUCACAACGCAACAGCUCACCAUGACCACUCCGCAGCAGGCAUGUCUACCGAUGGUCGUCAUAAGAGAGUGUGGAAGGCUUGUGAGAGGUGUCGAAUGAAGAAGACCAAGUGUGACGGAGAGUUCCCUUGCAAGAGAUGUAAAGACGACGGCCUUGUCUGCACCGCCGGCGUUCGCAAGAAGACGGAGUACAAGCAGUUGCCGCGCGGAUACGCCGAGGUCCUCGAGCACACCCAAUUCGCCCUCAUUGCCACCGUUCACAAGCUCUACGCCAUGGUCAGGAAUAACCAGCAAUGGGACCUAGGUGAGCCCGAGCUCAACGACAGAGGCCAGCCCGUCAUCCACAACAUCGCCCAGAAGCUUGGCUGCAUCCGCCCCAACAGCGACAUCGACCUCCCCGUGCACUCUGUAUUCCCAGAGGACGAGGCAGGGCUGGCUGAGCUGGCGAGGCAACUGGAGGAGCAGCAGAAGGAGCGUGAGGCCGACAAGGCGGCGCUGAAGGUUGAGGUCGACUCGGCUUCGAGUUGCGAGCGAUCCGACCGCGCCAGCUCUUCAGAGCUUGACCACUCCGAAUUUGAGGCCGACUACCGCAAGGCCGUCUUCGGCGCCCACAACAACACCAACGCCAACCCGAUGACCAUGUCCCCGCAGAGCUUCUCAACAGGAUACACCGAGUUCGAUGUCGACUCGGUAGCGUCGCCCAUCGACCCCACCGCCGCCAUGUUCCACAACCAGUCCCCAAGUAUCAACACCUACCCGCAAUGGACCAUGCCCAGACAAGCAGCACCGCCACCCAUCGACCUUAGCCAGCAAUUCUUCCAGCACAACAACGCCCUCACGAGCAUGGACAUGCUCAACCAAGGUCUCAUCGAAUCCGAAUUUGGCACUAUCAAGCCCCACGUGCUCUCAUGUCCGAACCCUGAGGUGAUGAUGGGUAUGGGCGACCCAAUGAUCUACGGGGGCUACGACGGCGAGCCAAUGCGAUUGUAA